This is a messenger RNA of Heteronotia binoei (common prickly gecko), 1692 nucleotides long. RefSeq names its product methylmalonyl-CoA epimerase (gene MCEE). Gene Ontology annotation, cellular component: mitochondrion. Gene Ontology annotation, biological process: L-methylmalonyl-CoA metabolic process. The record is from RefSeq and is a predicted model, not a curated record. The coding region runs from base 51 to 575 and encodes 174 amino acids. Gene Ontology annotation, molecular function: methylmalonyl-CoA epimerase activity. Lineage: Eukaryota; Metazoa; Chordata; Lepidosauria; Squamata; Gekkonidae. The transcript is spliced from 3 exons.
GAAGAACGACUUUCCGUAGAGUUGCUCGUCGGGACUUGCCAGACUCAAAGAUGGCAGCCUCCGUGCGGACGCUGGCAGUGGGGCUUCUUUCCCGCCUGCAAGCAGCUGCCCCGAAAGUGCGGACGUUGUCCGUUUCCCAUCCUUCGACCCAGAAGUCCCCGGGCCGUUUGUGGAAACUGGGCCGCUUGAACCACAUAGCCGUCGCGGUGCCCGAUUUGGAGAAGGCCAAGUUUUUGUACAAGGAGGUGUUAGGAGCCAGUGUGAGUGAGACUGUGCCUCUUCCCGAACAUGGCGUCUACACGGUGUUCGUGGAUCUGGGGAACGCCAAGCUGGAGUUAUUGUACCCGCUGGGAGACCACAGUCCAGUGGCCAGCUUUUUGCAGAAGAACAAAGCCGGAGGCCUCCACCAUAUCUGCAUCGAGGUUGACAACAUUAAAGACGCCAUAGCCAACCUGAAGGAGAAGCAAAUCCGGGUGUUGAGCGAUGAGGCUAAAAUAGGCGCCCACGGGAAACCGGUCGUUUUCCUGCACCCGAAAGACUGCGGUGGAGUCCUUGUUGAACUGGAAGAGGCCUGAGUGCGAAUCCUGGCUGCGGGACCCGGAAAUGAACAGCCACCUGAUGGGAGCCAUGGCUCAAAUUCUGGGGGUGCGUUUAAAAAUCAGAACUCUUAAUGAAGCGGUUGGUGAAGGGUUUCACUGUCGUGCGAAUGGCCGUGAGAGAGAAAAUCAACUUGAGUGACUGUUUGGGGAUGUCUCCGCUUCUCCCUGUUCCUGUUUUGCCAGUUGAAUCGACCCAAAUUAUCUUUUUUUUGUUUUUCAGGUGGCUUGGGAAUGCAUAGCUGCCCUGCAUCUAGAGUGUAUGCUAAGGUUUCCCUAUUCGCCUGGGCAUAAUUUUGAAUCCACUUUGUAGAUUUCUUGAUCAUCCUACUGUAAUUUUGCUCUACAUUAGCACAGGGCUUUUUUUGUAGCAGGAGCUCCUUUGCAUAUUAGGCCACACCUCCCUGAUGUAGCCCAUCCUCCUGGAGCUUACAGCAGGCCCUGUACUAAGAGCCCUGUAAGCUCUUGGAGGAUUGGCUACAUCAGAGGGGUGUGGCCUAAUAUGCAAAGGAGUUCCUGCUGCAAACAAAGCCCUGCAUUUGCAAACCAGAAAGCGGCGGUUUUCCAGCAUCACCAUUCCAAGGGUUGGCAUUGACUGAUUCCCUCAAUUGGCCUACUCACUAACAGGAUCCGCAUUCUGGGAUUGCUAAGCAACUCUUCUUGACGGCUGUCAAUAAGCCCCAUCUUUGCAAGUUGCCAUUUUUGGUUCCUAAUCAGAAAUGUGCGAAGAUAAAACGGGGGGAAUCAGAAGGAAGCGACAUUUCAUUUCCAACGUUGGAUAGCCAAGUGCCUCAUGUACACGAGUGUACGUAUUCUUAAUGGUUUCCAAUUAUUUUUAAUUGCCCAGAAGCUCGUGGUCCCUUUUGACUAGUUUUAACAGAGCACGACUUGUGAGGCAAAAAAUGUGUAUUUUUGCGCUCGAGAGAGCUGCUGCGACCUGCCGCUUUCGUAUGUCAAAUUUGAAUUUUUCUGCGAAAUUUUUAAACCUUGGUAUCGGUGUCGCACAGUCAAUCUGUUUUCCUGCAGUCCUUUAUUAAAACGGUGGCAGAGGUUUCGAAGUCAGGAAUCCCUGCCUCGGAUUUCAUUGUUACAGAUA